Molecule: messenger RNA, 2343 nt
Organism: Plectropomus leopardus (leopard coralgrouper)
Lineage: Eukaryota; Metazoa; Chordata; Actinopteri; Perciformes; Serranidae
Source: RefSeq, a predicted model, not a curated record
GCUCGGCUUCACAGUGCAGCACGCGGCGGAAAGAAGCACGAGGACACACCGACUGCUCAGAGCCGCGCGGCCCGGCGCUCCCUGCUCCUCCCCGGCUGCAGCUCCGAGGAUCCUCCGCUGAUCUCUGACUCUCCGCGGAGUUUGUUUGAGUCACCUGCGGCGCGUGCAGACACCGCCCCGGACAGGUGAGGGGAGGCCGGCUCAGGUGCAGCUCACUCGGAGAGUUAUGGAUCUUCAGGGUAAACUGGAAAUCUGAGCUCUCCCAGUCCGAGGACCCACUGGAGCCACUGGACCCCCGUCAGCUGUGAUCCUCAGCCCCUGCAGGUGUGACGAUGUUCCACAACAAGAAGUGCUUCACCAUCGAGUCUCUGGUCGGGAAGGAGGCGAGCAACCACCCCGGCACCGGCACCGGCAGCGGCGGCUCCGGGGACGAACCCAUCCGGCCCACGGCGCUCCGCUUCCCGGAGUCCCUGCACCCCUCCGCCGCCGCCGCCGCCGCCGCCGCCGGGGUAUUCGGCUCGUGCUUCCAGGGGAGCAGCGGGAGGACUUUGUACCCCGCCGGGCCGGACAUGGUGCUGCAGGAGCCCGGGACGCACGCUCACAGCCCCGGCGGGCUGCCGCUGCACCCGCUGCAGAUCCCCCCUCCGCAGAGCUUCUUCAGCCCGCAGCACCGGGACGCGCUCAGCUUCUACCCCUGGGUCCUCCGGAGCCGGUACCUGGGACACCGCUUCACAGGUCAGACCCCCGCUGCUUUUUAUUCUGCCGCUUGCUCUGUUUUUAAUCUGAAUUUCAUUUCAGACAAUUUGUGCAUCUUUUAUCAAGCAUUAAUCUUAAGGCCUAAUGUUGAUGAGGUCAGGUAUGAUGUGACGUCAGGUUGUUUCAGGCAUCUGGCGGAGAUCCAGAUGAGGGGAACGAUGGAGGGGAAAUUAUCGCCACACGGCUUCAUGAUCACACGCCAUCCCGUCACACGGAGACCACGUGAUAUUUACGAGUCACCCGAGGCCUUCGCCGGGAGACACCUGAGCGUCGCUCCGCCACGUUCGGAUUUUAAAUCACAUUUAGGAUCAUUACUGUCAGGAGGAGGACUACAGGAGGACUACAGGAGGAGGACUACAGGAGGAGGACUACAGGAGGACUACAGGAGGACUACAGGAGGAGGACUACAGGAGGACUACAGGAGGACUACAGGAGGAGGACUACAGGAGGAGGACUACAGGAUGAGGACUACAGGAGGACUACAGGAGGAGGACUACAGGAGGAGGACUACAGGAGGACUACAGGAGGACUACAGGAUGAGGACUACAGGAGGACUACAGGAGGAGGACUACAGGAGGACCACAGGAGGAGGACUACAGGAGGACUACAGGAGGAGGACUACAGGAGGAGGACUACAGGAGGACUACAGGACUACAUGUUUUCUUGGGCAUCAACUCACCUGUCUCCCUCUCUGUCUCUGUCUGUCCCCCGUCUGUCUGCAGGUGAAGGUUUGGUUUCAGAACCGCAGGACGAAGCACAAACGUCAGAAGUUGGAGGAAGAGACGCCUGAAGCUCAGCAGAAGAGGAAGGGCAGCCAACACGUCAACCGCUGGAGAGCCGCCACGCAGCAGCCCGGAGGAGGAGGAGGAGGAGGAGGAGCAGCGGAGGACGUGGACGUCCUCAGUGAGGACUAGAUUGCAGCAAACACACAUAAACACACACUUAAAAACACAUAAACACACACUUUGUUACUGUCACCCUGAUUCAAGUCAGACAUCGAAACUGAACUUUAAACGUGCGUCGAGGCGCCUUUUUCACAUUUAAAAAGAGUUUAUAUCGACAGACUCGUGUGACCAGGAUCAGGACCAGGAUCAGGACCAGGAUUUUAAACUUGAGCUGCUGACUCAGUUUUUCCUCCACGAACCAAAAUGUUGCAGCUAAUUUGUAGUUAUUCAGCAAAAAGUAAAGUUUACGAUGAACAUCACUUGAUUUUCCAUGUAAGAGCAGCAAAAGCCAAAUUAAAGCCAUAACUGCUGUGAGAAAUGAAGUAAAAAUGAUCGAAUUUCUACUUAAAUGACAAAGAGUCUCACUGAAUGACAAAAAAACGAACAAACGUGAGGCUGUAAAUUCAUUGCACUCAAAAAUCAAUUUGGUGUCAGUAAUUAUCAAUAAGUGAUAAAAUGUCUCACUUGGACAAAAGUCUGCACAAACUGUAAAAGGGAAGAAACAGCUGAUUUCUUUCAGAAACUCAGAGAAUGAAACGAGCCACAAAUGAAGAACACAUAUCACAUCAACACAGACGGAAAUCAGUAAAAAGUACAAGAAAGUUACAACAAAAAGAAACAAGAAAAAAGACCUUAGAGAAGU